Messenger RNA from Salmo salar (Atlantic salmon), 7679 nucleotides. Lineage: Eukaryota; Metazoa; Chordata; Actinopteri; Salmoniformes; Salmonidae. The record is from RefSeq and is a predicted model, not a curated record.
UAAAACUCUGACCAUGCUUUUAGAGAAACGUCAGAUCUGCUCUGUGGAGGAGAGAAGUAUUAAACAGAGGUAAACAGCUUAAGGUAAAUCCUUAGGCACAGAUCUAGGAUCAACUCUGAUUUCUAACAAAAACUGACCUCAGAUCAGUGUCUAGAAGCAACUUCUUCCUACUUUGAGAUCUCAUCUGUCUCAGCAUCUUUCUUUGGAUUACUGGACAACUAUAACUAACUCUGGGUUUGCCGGUGUUAACCCUUAGACAACUAUAACUAACACUGGGUUCGCUGGUGUUAACCCCUGGAAAACUAUAACUAACCCUGGGUUAGCUGGUGUUAAACCUUGGACUGCAUGGCUGCUGUGGGAAAGAGAUGAUGAUUGACUAUGAGUGUCCCUCUCCAUUAGCCUGUGUGCCGGCCGGGAGGAGUGUGUGUGAGAGUGUGUUAGCACCACACACACACGCAGCACACACACACACUCUAACGGCCAUGCCCCAGAGAUACUCCUACCAGAAGAGGAAAGCCAGCACGGCAGCAGCUCGGAGGAUGGAGAGGCGAGGCAGGGACUCUGGGAAGACCAACAACACCAACACUAGCCACAGCCACCGCUCCAAGAAGCUAGCCAUGCUCUCCAGGUCCCUGAUCCUCUGUCACUCCAGGGCCAGUGAUGACUGCCCCAGCCCCGAAGAGAGACCGCCAGGGGAGGGCUGGGAGGGAGACGGGGGCUUGGGCAGAGAUGGGAAGGGGGACAGGGAGGUGGAGAGGUCCCGGAAGAAGAUCCAGGAAGGACCCCAGGAGAGUGGAGGAACUAUGCAGGCAUCUACACAGCCACCCAUAGGGACCACCAACACACUCAGGGCUACAGGAGAACACAAGAGGAAUAUGAGGAGGUCCUUCAGUAUCAAGGAGAGCAGUAUCUGGAGGAUGUGUGUAACUACGGGGGCGGGUAAGGAGGGUCUGGGCCGGCAGACUGGCGAUAGCAGCCCCCAGACGGAGGACAAAGAACCCAGUGUGGAGCGAGGGGGGAAGGGAGGAGGAGAUGGACACAGUUACCUUCAGAGUACAGACAAGCUUGCACCUUUAAACGGACAGUGUCUGAACGGCCAUGCCAGGACAGAGGGGGAGAGGCAGGCCAAGAACGGCCAUGCUGCAAGGACAGAGGGGGAGGGAGGGAGGCAGACCGCCUCCAGGAACAGUCACAUAACAGCCUACAGUGAGGAAAGCUCAACAUGUGAGCAGCAGCCCCAGUCCCCUGGAGGUCUAACCCUGGCCCCUCUGCACUCGGCCCCUCUGUGCCUGGCAGACCCCCUGGCAGUGACCAACUACACAGAGACAAAACACACUGGGAACAACAACCACCUCAAGCUGGCAAUCCCAGAGGUGAAUGAGGACAGAGGUUGGGACAUAGAGAGGAGAGGACAUGGUCUUCAGGGACAGACGGUCUGCAAGAGGACCCGCUCCAACUCUACCAGUGUCCAUCCAUACUGGAUUGGAGACCUGGACACCAUUAUGCUGAAGACGCCUGAGCUUUGCGGGAGCAACACCCACGGAACCGUCGGUUUCUUUGGCAGCAGGAAGUCCCAGUCCCAGCAGCUGGAGUUUCCUCACAUCCCCAACCAGCCCGUUCCCCAUCCCUCUCGCUCUCUUAGCUCAGCCCAUCUGGUCCAUUCCUGCAGUAACGUCCAAGCCUUCAUCAUCUGUAACAUCGUGCUGAUGAAGGGCCAUGGCAAGGGUCUGGGGUUCAGCAUUGUGGGGGGCAGGGACAGCAUGUACGGACCCAUGGGUAUCUACGUCAAGACCAUCUUCGCUGGAGGGGCUGCGGCUGCAGAUGGCAGACUACAGGAGGGGGAUGAGAUCCUGGAGUUGAAUGGCGAGUCUCUACAUGGACUAACUCAUGAGGAUGCACUACAGAGAUUCAAACAGAUAAAGAAGGGUCUGUUGACUCUGGUGGUGAGGACCAGCCUGCGUGUCGGCGCCCUCUGUGGCCAGGCAGCGGUAGCACAGCUGUGUCGGUCUCGCUCUCUCAGCUCCAGUACUGGCAUGGCCCGGGUCAGCACUGAUAUGGGGGACUACAACUACCUCAGCGGUGUCACCGCCGCCAACACACACACCAACACCGUACCUCAGCCGCCUUUGGCCAAACCCCGAGAUCGUGUCAUGAUGGAGAUCACCUUGCACAAAGAGGCUGGUGUGGGGCUGGGCAUUGGGCUGUGUUGCGUGCCGUCUGGAGAUGGUUGCCGUGGCGUCUAUAUCCACACCCUCUCCCCUGGGUCGGUGGCACACAUGGACAGUAGACUCAGAUGUGGAGAUGAGAUUAUGGAGAUCAACAACACAGUGGUGUACAACAUGGUCCUGAACGAUGUGUACACGGUUCUGAGUCAGUGUUCCCCCGGGCCGGUCCAGAUCAUCAUCAGUCGACACCCCGACCCCAAAGUGUCAGAGCAGCAGCUGAACGAUGCCAUAGCCCAGGCUGUAGAGACCAGCCAACUGAAGCAGGACGCCAGUCAGUGGAGUAUAGACGGUCUGCGUAGGUCUGACCCCUGCUCCCACUCCAGAGGGAAGUGUGAGCGCUGUGUGGCGAGGGGCUUCAGCCAACUGACUGCCCGGCGGACCCAGAAGAACAUGACCCGCUCCUGUAGUGACAGCAACACAUACAACCAGAACCACCAUCAUAACCAUCAGCACAACCGCUGCCCUGGACCAGGAACCAACCUAGUUAAUGGUCAAACCCUGACUAUACCCAACCACAACCACAACACACACCAUAAUCUGAUGGAAAGGGUCCACAGCCUCGACAUCCCCAUGGGGUCCACGCCUGAGCCCUGGUGUGAUAACAGACUGUCUGCAUUGGUCUACCCUGUUCCUGAUGAUGACUACAACGUCCCCUACAACUCCCCAGCAGCCAACCUCUCCAGCCAGCGCACAUUAGACCUGGCCACAAGGGGAAAUAAGAACAGGCCCAAAGCCCUGACACCUCCAAGGAGGUACUGCAGACACCAAGACGUCACUAGUGAGGAGGGGGCCCCUGGGGGCCUGCCAGACUCCAAUGUUUCCAGUAGAGGCUCCCCUGUUAGAGAGGACGGAUGGAGUCCCACACAUACCAACUGUCAGGAAGUCGAGAGUGAGAGAGAAAGAGAGAGAGAAAGAGAGAGAGAACACUCAGGGGGAAGUGGAGAGACUCUCACCCACUCAGAGGCUCGCUCUGCUGCCAUCACUGACUGCCCUCGAUACUCAUCCUGCACAGAAGACAGACUACACACAGGUGCUGAAUCUGCCUUCCUCCUCUGCUCCCAGAGUAAGAGGCCAGGCCUGAGGAGGCAGGGCCGCAUGGAGCAGCUCCCCCCAGAAAAGCUUCACGACCCCUGGGUUAGGAUCUCCGACAGCGCCCCUGAUCUUGGAAGUCCUGAAGACCCCCAUCAGAACCAGAGUCUGACUCAUCCAAGCACACACCGUCACAACGCACACUCCCACAGUAACCAACAACAAACACACCAUCUCAGCUCACACCACGACGCUACACACACUCCAUCACAAACCGACAGACACCCCAACGACACACACUCCCCAGUCGCCAUGAGCCAACCGAGUGAGUUUCCCGAGCUUCCUGAACUGAACUGUACUUCCACCCACCACACCGCCCCAGACCCCACCACCCCCUCCACCCCUGCCUCCCUAAUCUCCACCCCCAGCCCAAGGACUGAGGACCCCCUAGGGAUGAGGAAGGGCCCCCCAGUUGCCCCCAAGCCUGUGUGGAACCGUCAGAGCCUCAGGAGUAUUAGGAAUGGGAGGCCCCAGGCUGAGAUGGCCAAACCCCUGGACAUCAGAGGCGGUGGAACCACCUUCGGGGUACGUCUGCGGCCCACCUCCUCUGCAGCCCAGCUGUCAAUCAAGCAGAAGAUCCAUUCAUUUGAGACCUUCUCUAGUCCUGAGGGUAAGGGUCAGGAGACGGAGGGCAACAACAGGAGGCCCCUAGCCCCCUCCACUUCCCUCCCUUUGAAGGACAAGGCACCCGUCAGGAGUGACCCCCCUCUCUUAGAGGAGAAUGGCACAAUCCAACAUGACAUGGGCAAAGGAGCCAAAGUGACCUCUCCAAUCCUUGACAAGGACAAGGACAGGAGGAUGUCCUCUUUUCCCCCUGCAGCCUCUCCUCACUCCAUCCUUCCGCCCUCUCCUGCCUCCCACCCUUCUCCUCCUACCUGCUUUUCUCUUCUUCCGACCCCACACCCUACCUCGGAGCUCCAGACCCCAGUGGAAGAGACAACAGACCCCAAUGCAGAGAUCUCUGACUCGCCAUCCCCCGAGGACACCACCACCACCCCAUCCACCCUAGAGGCAACUCUCCCCGAGGCCGAACCAGAAACAGAGCCCCUUGAUGGGGCUGUAGAGGCCUCCAUCUCCCCCUCCGGCCCGGUGCCCAGGAGGUCCAGCAGCUCCAAAGGAGAGAGCUUUGGUCCACUACAACUACCAGAGGAGGGGGAGGGAGACCAGAGCCAUGCCCAGGCUCAGGGCAAGCAGGCCAGCCUGCGGACGCGUAGCCUGCCCCUGCCUGCCUCUCCCUCCCCGGAUGGGUCAACAACUCUAAGAGGACUGGAGGGAGAGAGUCUGGGGAAGAUACUUUCCUUCAGUAACCAGGUUUCCCAUGCCCUGAUGCGUUCCAUGCACUCCCUGCUCCCCUCCAACUGUCCUACUAGUCCGGGUAACCCCGGGUCAGACCCACCCCCUGCAUCCCCUCUAGUUUGCAGCCCGGAGGAGCCCGACCCGGCCCAGAACACCCCCCUCUCCCCUGGCCCCGACAGCAAUGAGAAUAGCUUCUCUGUCAGCCUCUCUGAUCUGAGGCAGUGUACCAUUGAGUGGGGGGAGGAGGGAGGGGACCUGGUCUCACGCCCAUCUCCGUCAGCAUGUGCCCACUCUGUUAUCUCAGCCAUCCCUCCACAGGAAAUACAGACCAUGAUCCAGGAAGUGAAAGCUCUGGAUGAGGAAACACUGAAGCAAUUUGAGCACAUCCAAGUGGUGAUUCUGCACAAGGAGGAAGGAGCAGGUCUGGGUUUCAGCAUUGCAGGUGGGAUAGACCUGGAGAGCAAGGCCACCACAGUGCAUCGUGUUUUCCCCCACGGCCUGGCGGCUCAAGAGGGGACCGUGGAGAAGGGUGACGAAGUGCUCUCCAUCAACGGCCAGACACUAAGGGGUGCGACACACGCGGACGCCACCGCCACGCUGCGCCAGGCCCGCACCAUGAGACUGGCCGUGGUGGUGGUGAGCAAGGGGAGAGAGGGAGGAGGAGGAGGAGGGAACAAGACUGAUAAUUCCUCUGUCAGCAGUAGCAGUACAGACCUCAACCCCACAGUGGAGGAUGGGGGAGCCUUGCUGACUGUGGAGCUGGAGACAGGAGGAGGGGGCGUGGGCUUCAGUUUGGAUGGAGGGAAAGGCUCUAUCCAUGGAGACAGGCCACUGGUCAUCAACAGGAUAUUUAAAGGUGGUGCUGCGGAGCAGAGCGGGUUGCAGUCUGGCGAUGAGCUGCUGCAGGUCCAGAGCACCUCCCUCCAGGAGCUGAGCCGCUUCGAGGCCUGGAACAUCGUCAAGGCUCUGCCUGAGGGGCAUAUCACUCUAGUCAUCCGGAGAAGGAAGGAGGAUGAGGCAGAAGGGUCUGCCUGAGGGACAUCUCACUGUAGUUAACAGGAGGAGGAAGGAGGAUGAGGCAGAACGGUCUGCCUGAGGGACAUCUCACUGUAGUUAACAGGAGGGGGAAGGAGGAUGAGGCAGAAGGGUCUGCCUGAGGGACAUCUCACUGUAGUUAACAGGAGGGGGAAGGAGGAUGAGGCAGAACGGUCUGCCUGAGGGACAUCUCACUGUAGUUAACAGGAGGGGGAAGGAGGAGGAGACUGAGGAGUUACCCCUAGACACUGAUUUCAGGUCAGUUUAUACUGUUUACACUUAAUUGAUCUCCAGAUACCAUAGGUCCCUGACUACCUACGGAGGUAGUCAGAAAGAUCUGAUCACAAUUACACUUCCUUAAAAAUGUGGGCACAAUCAGAAUGUUGACAAGAUCAGGACAAAUGACUCAUGUUAGCACCAGCUAUAAACGGGGCUAUUGAUUCUCAAGAUUUGACCACAUAUUGAUUGUGGCCACAUUUAUAGACAGGUGUCCGCAAUUAAAAUACCUAUUGUGAUUACAUUGUGAUCAGAUCUUCCUGAUCACCACCGGAGGUAGUCAGGCACACAUGUUGUCUGGAUAUCUUCCAAGUGUAGACGGAUGUGGACAGGGAAACCAUUUAAAUCAUCAUUAUCCCUCUAAAAUCAUUGACAGGUGGCGCCAUCGUCUUAUGGCAUCUAUAUGUGUCUUUAAAUAAAGAAAAUACAUAUUAUUUUGAAAUAAUAUCUGUCGAAUAAUUUGCAUAAAGGGAGGGACCAGUAAAUCUUGGUCACAAUGCGGACACAGAGGACGGAUAAGAUACACAUUUUAAUACAAUGUGUAGAUGCAAUGGCAAAAAUGUGGCCGCAAUCAGAAUGUGGACAACAGCCUUGAUUCAAUUCGUAUCGCUGAAGUUUAGCAUUAUAGCGUGAUUGAAAAUUAAAGGUAAUUUCCGAUUGAGCCGACAUGAAUUUACUGUGAAUGCAGUCUCCACGAACACAGGAACGUUGCCUUUAUAUUUCAAUCACACUGAAAUGCAGGUCUUCAGCGCUACUGAUUGAAUAGAGCCCGAGAUCAGAGUUAGCACCAGGUAUAAACAGGGCCAACUAGAACACAAAUCAACCACAAGCCAUCAUAUAAUUUCAUAUGAGCACUAUUAACAUACUGUAGUUAUGAAUAUAAUAUCUAUAUUCUACAUCAAAUCAUAUUGCAAUGACAAUCAGGGACUGUUACUGUAGAGAGAGGUGAGUUUACAGGUGCUUUGCUCUGACUACCUUCCUACACCCAGAACUUCUAGACCAGGGACCACAGUGAGUUUGAGAUUUGCACAGAUAUACAGUAUUUACAUGAAGGAAGAGAGAGACAUUCCAUUGCUUUUGACUGUUAGAAAUAGUGUACAAUACUGUAAUGUAGUCCAAAAGAGUAUGAUACUGAUACAAAAUAUUUAAAAUGGGAUCUGCAUUUUUCAUGGAAUUGUGGUAUUGUGCUUGAUGUUGGAAUCAUUAUUUAGACCAAAGACUAUGAGUUGGAUUCAAUUCAUAUCGCGGAAGAUCAGCAUCAAAAGGUAAAGUUAAUUUCCGUUUACCAUGAAUGCAGUCUCCGCGACCGCGGGAACAUUGUCUUUAAUUGUCAAUCGCCCUAUAAAGCGGAUCUUCAGAGCUACGGAUUUAAUAGAGCCCUUAGUUCAUUUAUUAGAUGACAAUGGGAGAAUCUCAAUUGCAAACUCCUCGCGUCCUCUCUCCUUUUCAAAACCCAUUGGAUGAGAAAGCCAGAGGUCCCGCCCCUCUGACCCUUCUCCUCCAAUUGGUUUUGAGGAGGCCAGGCGAGAGGACGCGAGGAGUGUCUAAUUGAGAUUCUCCUUCUGGGUGAAACCAAAGAUAUAACUAAACCGGAGCACAUUUUCACCUUGUUUUCUCUCCUAGUUUGAUAUUAAGGAAAACACAGGGUGUGAACAUUUUGUACUAAAAUCUAUUAGAAUAUAGAUAUUUAAAACUCUGUAUAUUGGUACUAAAGCUUUAUCAUAAUAUACAUUAUACUAAUAAAACAAUUUAACCCAA